AACGUAGCUCGUGAUCGCAACGGCCUAGAUCCGCUUGAUUCCAUGACAAUCCCUGCCAUUAUUAUGAUCGGCACUCGUCCCGUUUUCUACAAAAUACCGGUCACUCAGCAGCUGAGCGAUGCCAUUGCUAUGGCUCAGUACCCUGUCUCGAAAACAGAUGUUUUCAAGUGUGUAGUUGCGCCACACUCCCGUCGUCUGAGCGAAGGAAUGGAGGUUCCUGAGUUUAGGCGAGAGAUUUUGCAACAUUAUGAGGCUUUCAGAAGAACGUCGAAGGAAUGCUGGAGUUGUUUCACUAAUCUUACUGUGGUCAGACUUGUAACCUGACCGUUUUCCAUGCCCCUUCCUCUGCCCCUUUGCUCAUGAAUAGCAUAUUAUGGACCCGUUUUGAUGAUCGUGUACAUUAGAUUCGAGCA
This is a messenger RNA of Desarmillaria tabescens, 413 nucleotides long. RefSeq lists its product as uncharacterized. Bases 43 to 324 code for a protein of 93 amino acids. The transcript is spliced from 2 exons. Lineage: Eukaryota; Fungi; Basidiomycota; Agaricomycetes; Agaricales; Physalacriaceae. The record is from RefSeq and is a predicted model, not a curated record.